ACUAUCGAAAAGUCAUUAUCAAAACACCAACGACGACGACAACAAUAAAUAAAUCUGUUGCCAGUUCAACGUAUUUGUUUCUACUGAAAUUGUGUUAAGGAAUCUCUACGUACAGACCGAAAGCUUCACAUAAUUUAUGACGUCCGUGUUCAAUUUAUUUGUAAGAUCAAUGCCAUUUUACAGCGUAGCGCGUGGAAGAUUAACCGGUGUUUUUGCAACAUGGCCACAAUGCGAAGCUCAAGUAAAAGGAUUUACAUCGGCAAUUUAUAAGAAAUUUAGUACUUAUGACGAGGCUGUCAAAUUCGUGAUUAGCAAGGGAGGAAAACUUGACCACAAAAUUGAUGGUGAAUCAAUCGCCGAUGGAGAUAGUCAGAAGUCAAGUAAACAAAUUGCGUCUGCUGUUUCGACUGGAUCAUCAAACAAACGGUUGAACGAAGAUGUCAGUGAAAGCAAGCCGAGUAAAAAAGCCAAAAAGGACACUGGCGAAAUACCUGUGAAAAGACUGAACAAGUACGGAAAGCAUAGCUUCUUAGAGGAUGAAAAUGGAUUUGUUCAUGUCUUCACCGAUGGUUCGUGUGAAGGUAAUGGAACAGAGAAGGCAGUUGCUGGAUUAGGAGUUUACUUCGGAGAAGGUCAUGCAUUAAAUGUGGCAAAACCAGUCAGUGGUAGAGCCACUAACAACUGCGGCGAAAUACAAGCAUCAACAUUGGCAAUUCAGUUGGCUGGUGAUUGUGGUGUGACGAAACUCUGCAUCAAUACGGACUCACAAUUUCUCAUCAAUUCCAUAACUAAGUGGAUGACCGGUUGGAAAAGGAACGGCUGGAAAUUGAAGUCGGGUCAACCCGUUAAGAACGUAAUCGAUUUUAAGUCAUUGGAUGCUGUGACCGCCAAGUAUUCAAUCGCCAUUAAAUGGAAUUACGUCAAAGCCCACUGCGGAAUUUUGGGUAAUGAACGUGCUGACGCACUAGCAAAACAAGGUGGUGAAAUGUACAGAAAUGGAUUAAGGAGUUAGUUUCAUCGUUUUGAUAUGUGUAAUGAUGUGACGGAAGUAAUACAAAACCGAAUGAAUUUAACUUCAACGUUUUGGCAUCGCUUUUUGAUCCUGACAAUAUUGAUGACUUUGAAAUAAAAUUCCGUUUCAAAUA
Molecule: messenger RNA, 1145 nt
Organism: Bradysia coprophila
Lineage: Eukaryota; Metazoa; Arthropoda; Insecta; Diptera; Sciaridae
Gene: rnh1
Product: ribonuclease H1
Biological process (GO): DNA replication, removal of RNA primer
Molecular function (GO): magnesium ion binding; nucleic acid binding; RNA-DNA hybrid ribonuclease activity
Source: RefSeq, a predicted model, not a curated record